Molecule: messenger RNA, 684 nt
Organism: Penicillium canescens
Lineage: Eukaryota; Fungi; Ascomycota; Eurotiomycetes; Eurotiales; Aspergillaceae
Exons: 3
Coding region: 1-684 (227 amino acids)
Source: RefSeq, a predicted model, not a curated record
AUGUCAACCAACUUGGAGCAUGAUGAUCUCGAAUCAUGCCACAGCCAAAAAACAUGCUCCACUGCUACCAGUCAAUUGGGGCCACUACAAACGUCCCACCUGACAUUUCCAUCUCAAAGCUAUCCCUCUCCACCCGCCAGAACCGUUUUGAAAGGCUACAAAUUCUACAAAGCAGAUCCUAGCCCUGAUGAAGCGGCAACCUGGGCAUGCGCAGAGCGAACCGAACUAGGCAUGAAACAAGAACAGCUCUGCGAGAUGAUCCAUGAGCGAGCAGAAGAUUACUCUGCUAAACAGCAGUACAAAAACCUGAGCCGCGACCAGCGCGCUCAGGUCACCCAGCUGGCCGAAGACCAACGAGUGGAUUAUCCACGGAUGGAAUGGAGUUGUGUCUAUGCCAAAGAAAGCUAUUAUGCGAACAAGGCUCGCAACCCCCAUCGACAUGAUUUCGAGACAGUUUCCAUGAUUAUCAUUCUGAUGGGGAGACCCAUGGAACCGACAAAAUACCCCAGAACGCCUAUGGGAGAGCCCGUCUGGGUAUUACAGAGUCCAAGCACAGCAUUCUGCCCCAAGGCCAGUGAGACGGUACCUGAACCAGGGAUCGGAUUCAAGACGGGUGGUGCCCCCAUCGAUGCUCUCGACUCAACACGGCUCAGGUUUGGGUGGAAGUUGACUACCCUCAACUAG